Messenger RNA from Corticium candelabrum, 1102 nucleotides. RefSeq names its product deoxyadenosine kinase-like. Gene Ontology annotation, molecular function: deoxynucleoside kinase activity. The record is from RefSeq and is a predicted model, not a curated record. The transcript has 6 exons. The coding region runs from base 73 to 831 and encodes 252 amino acids. Gene Ontology annotation, cellular component: cytoplasm. Lineage: Eukaryota; Metazoa; Porifera; Homoscleromorpha; Homosclerophorida; Plakinidae.
GUGAAAGGGUGUCUGAAACUCGUACGCGGAUUGGCCAAAUUCCGAAAUUGCGGGAAACACGAAGCAGACAAAAUGAUGGUCAACGCUGGUGACUUCGAAGAGCUUUCUGUAAGUUGUGUUGCCUCUGAAACUGGUAGAAAACCAACGAAGCUUGCAGAUCGGCGACAACUGUUGACACUAGACCAACUACACAGCAGCAAUGACAUAUUUGUCUCGAUCAGCGGUCUCAUCGGGGCGGGCAAGACAACCCUUGCUACAGGGCUAGCCAAGCGCAUGGAUCUUCCUUGUUUCUACGAGCCAGUGGUGGAAAAUACUUACCUUGCGGAUUUCUACAGAGAUCCGAAACGAUACAGCUUUCCUCUCCAAAUUUACUUACUGAAUCGCCGUUUCCAGCAACAUCAGCAGAUUAUUUGGCAAGGCAAGGGAGGAGUGCAGGACCGAACAAUAUAUGAGGACUCUGUAUUUGCAAAGGUUCUAAGAGAUAUGGCAAUGAUGGAACCCCGAGAAUUUGACACAUAUCAGUCACUCUUCAGCAACAUGUCAAAUUUCAUGAAGAAACCUAAUCUCAUUGUGCAUCUUGAUGUCAGCCCAGAAGAAAGUCUUAAGAGGAUAAGAAUGCGCAAACGUGACUAUGAGUCAGAGAUCUCUCUGGAUUAUUUACGAAAACUUUACAAAGCUUACGAAGAAUUCCUAGGUGACAUUUCACGGAUUAUUCCAAUUAUAAGAGUAAAUUAUAAUCAAUUCCAUUCAUCAGAUGAAAUGGCGGAAAUGAUAGUGAGAGAAUAUUCUCAAAUGACAUCUGUAAGGCACGUAACGUUUGAUGAACAUUAAAGUUCUGAAAUACAUGAAGGAAACAGGACGUGGAACAAAGAUAGUUCCAUGCUAUUGACCAUAGAUGUCAUAUUAGUAGUCAGUUGGGAUGUACAUUUGUCCAUUUUUAAAGUUUUAAUCCUUUUUUGUAGUUCCAAGUGCUCCAUAUAACACUGAAUUAGUGGCAACAUGUAAUGCUAAAGUGAUAUGCCUCUAGUGAUGAAUUCAGAGUACAUAUGACAAAUUUCUGUGGAAAUAAGAUACUUGAUCUCAGGCUGGCAAUAUACUGCCU